This is a messenger RNA of Ricinus communis (castor bean), 1430 nucleotides long. RefSeq names its product putative UPF0481 protein At3g02645. The transcript is spliced from 2 exons. The record is from RefSeq and is a predicted model, not a curated record. Bases 136 to 1404 code for a protein of 422 amino acids. Lineage: Eukaryota; Viridiplantae; Streptophyta; Magnoliopsida; Malpighiales; Euphorbiaceae.
CCAACAAAAACCCAACUCUCUUUUUGAUUUUUUUGCUUUUCAUGAGAAGAGAAAAAAAAAAAAAAAAAAUAGAAGCUGUCUCUACCAGAAAAUCUUGCUUAUACAAAGAGUUGUCAAUUUUCAAAGGAUAGAGUUAUGGGCACUGAAGAAUUGGAUUGUGUAGCCAUUAGCAUCAAUGAGAAGCUUGGCAGUCUAUCUCCACUAUCCUCUGAUCGUUGCAUCUUCAAAGUUCCUAAUCAAGUACGUGUGGUGAAUGAAAAGGCAUAUGCGCCCGAGAUUAUUGCAAUUGGUCCUUACCACCGCGGUAAGGAUCAUUUAAAGGCAAUGGAAGAGCAUAAAAUACGGUAUCUUCAGAGAUUUCUUCGAAGAAGUCAUCAGAAUAGUGUAUUAGGAAUAGUCCAGGCCAUAAGGGCGUUGGAAGAAACAGCUCGUAAUUGCUACUCGGAACCUGUAAGUCUUACGCAAGAUGAGUUUGUGGAAAUGAUGGUUGUUGAUGGUUGCUUUAUUGUUGAGUUUUCAUAUAGGUGCGUGGAAACGGCUGAUCCGGAAGACCCUAUAUUUCAGACGAAUCAGAUACAAUCCAGAUUGAUGCUGGACCUGUUAUUAGUUGAAAAUCAGCUUCCUUUCUUCGUACUUAUUAAGUUAUUUCACAUGAUCACAGGUCAAGAAAACUCGAUAAUUAAGUUAUUGCUAAAGGUCUUUAAGUUUUUACUGCCAGGCCGAGGGUAUAAUCCUAAACAUGAAUACACUUCAGAACAAAUUGGGCAAAUACGUCAUCUAUUAGAACUAAUACACGACAAUUGGCAGCCUUUGCCUACAAGAAUGGAAAGCUACUUGAACAUGAGAGAGAAUGUUAAAAGAAGUUUCCCACGUUGUGCAAUAGAACUCCAGGAGGCGGGGAUCAAGUUCAAGAAAGUUGAGGAGCAAAAUCUUUUCGAUAUCAGCUUUAGAAACGGCGUAAUGAGAAUCCCAACACUGACAAUUAGGGAUGAAACAGAGUGUAUCAUGCGAAAUCUCAUUGCCUACGAGCAGCUGAUUCCUAGAAGCAGUCCGAUAUAUGUUACUGAUUAUAUGAUAUUCAUGGACAGUCUCAUCAAUUCUGAAAAAGACGUGGAGCUACUUUGUCACAAGGGAAUCAUCGAAAACUGGUUGGGUGACGAUAAAGCAGUUGCUAUAUUAUGUAACAAAAUUGGGGAUAAUGUUUUCUGCGAUAGGGCUUUGUACGCUGAAAUACAGUACAGUGUAAACAUGCACUGCAAUAAGCGAUGGAAUGUGUGGAUGGCCAAGUUAAGGCACAAUUAUUUCCACAGUCCAUGGGCACUCAUUUCAGUUUUGGCUGCCAUCAUCCUGCUUUUCCUCACCUUCUCACAAACCCUGUAUUCAGUCUUUUCUUAUUAUAAAUAAAUAAAUAAAUACUAUUUCAAGCAGCA